AUGUUAGAUAAUUACUAGUGUCCAAGCAAAUAACAUUAUUUAUAGAAAAAUAUACAAAAGAAAUAUCAAGAUGAUUCAGUAAAUGAUUCUAAUUCAAUUAAAUUAACUCCUAAUGUUAGAAAUCAAAUGUUAGGAGUAUCUAAAAUAUCAGACAUUAAAGUCUAUAAUGAUUAUUCUAUUGAUUCAUAGAUAUUUGAUAAGAGCAGCAUCUUAGAAUAAUCAUUAGAAUAAGAACUCAGAAUAUGGAAGGAACAAUAUAAAGUUGAUCCUCAAGUGGUCUAAAAAAUAGAAUUAUGUAUUAUGAUGAUAGUUACAUUCUAGAAAUAAGAAAUAUAGAUAAUCAAAUAACAUAAUUGGCAACAUAAUUUGAAAUUUGUAUCAAUUUACAAUAAAAAACUUAAUCUUAUUUUUAAGAAUUUCAACAAAUUGUUAAAGGAACUACUUUUACUAAAUUUUCAAGAUCUAACAGCAAAAAAACAGCCCUUAGAACAAUAUUUUAUUGUCCAUUUUUAAAUGCAAUAUGUUGGAAAUCCAAAUCAUCUAAAUUUCCUUCAUCUAAAUAAAUUAUUCCAAUAGAUUAGAUAAUUUAAAUACACACUAAUUAUUAAAAGUAAUUUCAUUUAUUAUAAUCAUAGAUAUAAAUUAUUUAAGAAAAACUUUACAAUUCCUAAAUAAUUUAAUGAAGAGUUUUUCUUUGCAAUAGAAGGAAGAAAUGGAUAUCGAUUAGAAUUAAUUGCAGAAUCUAAAUAAGAAUAAGAAUUAUAUAUUAGAAUCUUAAAUUAAUUAGUUGAUAAUAAUUAAAAAUCAUUUAAUAGCUCAUUUUUUAUUGAAUAAUAUUCACAAAAUAUCAAUUAAAUUAAAAAGGUAUUAAUUAUUUAUAUUAAGAUUAAUAGAAUCUAGACACUUCUAAAUAAUGUUUUAUUGAGGCUAUAGAAAAAUUAUAAUAUAAUUUCAUAUAAAACACAACAUCUUUAUUAUAACAUGAAAAAGAGAAGAAUAUCUUAUUAAAAAAAAGAUCUUGUCAUAUUAUGAAUUAAAAUAAAUAAUAAAUUGAUGAAUUAGGUUAAUAAAAUCAUUAAUAAAAGAAAAUGAUAUAAGAAUUAUAAUUAUAGAAGGAAUAUUAUGAAUAAAGAAUUGUAUAAUUAUAAGAAUUUUAUAAUGUAAGAACAAUGUAAUUUAAAACAAGUUAAAGUCCUUAACUUUCAUAAAUUAAUUAAAUCUUAAAAGAUAUUAUAGGAUUAAAUGGUGAAAAUAGUAUAUAUAAUGAAUCUUUAAUUGAUAUACAAAUCUAAUAAAUUGAUUAAUAUUAGGAUUGUUUGAAAAAUCUAAGAAAAGUUCAAGAUAUUUUAGUUAAUUAAUAAAAUUUAGAAAUCAAUUUAAGAACAAAAAUGGAAAAGUAUUAAAAUGAAAAUUCUAAUUUAUAAUAAUAAAUUAAAAAGCUAUAAAUUGAUAUUAAUGAAUGUGAAGGUAUAAAUUAAAUGUUACAAAAAAAAUUAAUUGAUUUUAAUUUAAAUAUGGAAUCAAAAGAAGAAUAAUUUAAUACUGUUAUUAAGGAGAUCUAAAGUUUAAAAUAACAUUUACCUUGUAGAAUGAGCACAUCUUAAUCAUAAUCAGAAUAUUCAAUUAAAUUGAAUGAAUAAGAUUAAACUCUUCUUAAUUUUUAUAUUUAGAUUAUAACAUUUCUGUUUUUCAUAUUAGUUCCAGAAGAAUUAAGCAAUGAAUUUGAAUAAAUUAUGUAAGGAUUCUUUGUUAAAAUAAGUACAAAAUAUGGAGAUUUAUUAUAAAUAUCUUUAUUGAUAAAAUAAAUAAAUAAAGUGUAUUAAAAUUUAGAAUAGCAAUACAAAAAUAAAAUAGAAUAAUUAUUCAAAGAAUAAAUAUAUCAUUAUUUCAAUUAUAUUCAAAAUUCUAAUAAAAAAAGUAUGCCUUCCCCAACAAGUACUUAAAAUUCAAAUAAAUUACUUAUAGUUGAUAAAACAUUUUCAUCUCCAAAUAAUAAGAUAUUUGUUAAGAAUAGUGCAAAAUUUUAUAAGAGAGAAACAUUCUAAUCAUUAGAUCCUCAAUAGAUUAAAUAUUUAUCAUAAUUAGUUAAAUGA
Molecule: messenger RNA, 2093 nt
Organism: Paramecium pentaurelia
Lineage: Eukaryota; Ciliophora; Oligohymenophorea; Peniculida; Parameciidae
Source: the annotation of a GenBank genome assembly